UACGUAAUCUAUUUAUAUUCUCUCUACUCCAUCUUCAAUACGAAAGUACUUUCAAAGUUCUGCUAUUUUUCACUCUUUACCAAAAAAAAAAAAACAAAAAAAAACGACAUUUUUCAAUUUCCAGAAAAAAUUAAAAAAAAUGGGUGUUCGUUUGAAGCUUGCGCCAAUACUUCUGGCAACCUUGAUUAUCUUCGCUGCCGAAGCUAAGAAGACAUCAGACCUUUAUAAGGUUCUAGGUGUUGACCGGGACGCUAGUCCACGUGAUAUUAAGAAGGCGUUCCACAAGCUCUCUUUACAAUAUCACCCUGAUAAAAACAAGAAUAAAGGUGCUCAAGCAAAGUUUGAGGAGAUCAACAACGCGUAUGAAAUUUUAUCUGAUGAGCAAAAGAGGAAAAACUACGAUUUAUAUGGUGAUGAAAAAGGUGGCCCAUCCUUUGAUGGUGGGAGUGCAGGAGAUUAUGGUGGAUACUCCCACUUCACUAGUGGUGGAUCAGGAGGACAGUGGCAGAAUAUGGGUGGGGGUGGCCGGUCUUUCUCCUUUUCUUUUGGUGGAUCUGGCGGUGGAAACCCAUUUGGUUUUGGUCUCAAUGAUAUGUUUUCAAACUUAUUUAGUGGUGGCAGUGGCUCUGGUUUUGGCGGUUCGGGUGGGUCAUCUGGAUCUACAUUUGGUGGGUCAGCUGGAUCACAGUCUGGGUUUAAGAGCCCCCCCAAAAUUGUUCGUGCUGUAAGUUCAAAGAUAUUUGAGAAAGAAAUAAAUGGCAAGGGAAUAACUUGGCUUCUGCUAUCUUAUACGCCCUCAACAAUGUCGGUCCAGCAGUAUGAGUUAUUCUUAGAGGAGAUUGGUAACUCGUUGAAGGGAGCUUUGAAAGCUGGUAAAAUCAAUUGUGAGAAUGAAUCUUCUUUCUGUAAGAAUCAGGGAAUAUAUCCUCGUAGAACACCCAGAUUAUUUGUUUACUCCUACAUAACAAGUGAGAGUGGUUCCUUAGUCGAGUAUAAUGACGAGUGGGAUGUGAAAAGCUUGAAAAGCUUUUGCCAGGAACACUUGCCAAGGUUUUCGAGACGUGUUAGCCUGAAUAACUUUCAGCCUUCAUUUGGGGCUGGGGAAGGAUUACCCCGAGCGAUGCUUCUCUCAACCAAAAAAGAUACACCAGUGAUUUGGCGUACUCUCAGUGGCUUAUAUCGCAAGCGAUUCAUCUUCUAUGACUCACAGGUUGGUGAUGUUUCUGAUCCAGAGGUCAAAAGUUUAGGGGUUAAUGCACUUCCUGCUAUAGUGGGAUGGUUGUCAACUGGAGAACAACAAAUACUGAAAGCGGGAAUAUCUGUGAGAGAUCUAGAGUCGGCUGUUCAGGAAAUUGGUAUCUUACUUGACGGUUUUGAAAAGAAGAAUAAGAUUGCUUCACGUCAGACCAAAAAAUCUGAGAGUGAAUCCUCUAGCAAACAAGUACCGCUCUUGACAGCAUCAAACUUUCAUGCUCUUUGUGGAGAAGAAACUCCUGUUUGCUUAAUUGGUGGUUUUAGAUCAUCAAAAGCAAGAGACAAACUCGAAUCAAUUCUAUCAAUGGUUUCUCAGAAAUCAUUAUCGAGGAGAAGAAAUCUUUCAUCUGAGUCCAAAGAUUCCAUCUACUACACCAUGGUAGAUGCGAAGAAGCAGCAAUCUUUCUUGGAUGCGUUUGAUAAAUCUGGAUUCAGGUCGUCAAAUAGCUUCUUAGUGGCUUACAAACCUCGGAAAGGGAAGUAUACAGCAUAUACUGGAGAUCUGAAUGCUGAAGAAGCAGAGAAGUUCAUCGGCUCAGUUCUCAGUGGCGAUGUACAAUUCAACAAAACGAGGCAAAAACCAGUGAUCAUGUAGAGUAAUACUCCUAUUUAAAAAAAAAAAAAAAAAUGUAGAGUAAUACUAGAAGAACUGUAAAGUCAGUGUACAUAAAAAAUGGAUACAAUCAAGGGUUUUCAGAACAACAUCAGCACCAAAGAAAUCAGAGUAGAAGAAAUGGUUCUUUUUUGAGUAACUAGAUAAAAUUGACCUUUAUUGUACAUCUUGGAAGAAACGGAAGGACAUUUGAUAUGUAGUCUUUUGAUAACCA
Molecule: messenger RNA, 2081 nt
Organism: Spinacia oleracea (spinach)
Lineage: Eukaryota; Viridiplantae; Streptophyta; Magnoliopsida; Caryophyllales; Amaranthaceae
Product: dnaJ protein ERDJ3A
Exons: 7
Coding region: 140-1849 (569 amino acids)
Source: RefSeq, a predicted model, not a curated record